GAAUCGCGUUUUCAUUGAUUUCCUUUGUCUUCGCGGGUCCUUUGGCCGAAACGUAUUUUUCUCCCCACCCCAUUUCCUCAUUCGUACAAACUACAAACAAACAUCGCUCUCUCUUUCUCUAAUCUAAUGCUCAGCGCAUAAACGAUGACAAAACUCGCUUUCCUCUUCUGAGUAAUUAGUGUUUGGUGUUUCUCUCGAACCGAGUCGAACAUGUCUAGUUUUGUGGGCGUUCUUGUUUCUGAUCAAUGGCUACAGAGCCAGUUCACUCAAGUCGAACUUCGAACCCUCAAAUCCAAGUAUGUAUCGGAGAGGACUCAAUCAGGACAUGUUACUGUCGGAAACUUGCCCUCCAUUUUUAAGAAAUUGAAGCCUUUCGCUGAGCUGUUCACCGAGGAUGAGAUUAAGGAUAUUUUGGCAGAGUCAUAUCAGGACGUGGGUGAAGAAAUUGAUUUUGAAUCCUUUUUGAGGGCACAUUUAAAUCUACAAGCCCGAGCAACGGCAAAAGAUGGUGGUUCAAAAAGUUCUUCUUCAUUUUUGAAGGCAGCAACAACAACUGUUCAUCAUGCUAUUAAUGAAUCUGAGAAAGCUUCUUAUGUUGCGCAUAUUAACAGCUACUUGGCUGAAGAUAAAUUCAUGAGUCAGUUUCUUCCGAUUGAUCCAUCAACUGAUGCUUUGUUUGAUCUUGCAAAAGAUGGAGUCCUUCUCUGCAAGCUUAUUAAUGUUGCUGUUCCUGGGACCAUAGAUGACCGAGCUAUUAACACUAAACGGGUUCUUAAUCCAUGGGAAAGGAAUGAGAACCACACCCUUGGCCUCAAUUCAGCCAAGGCAAUUGGGUGCACAGUGGUUAAUAUCGGUACACAGGAUUUAGUUGAAGGAAGACCACAUCUGGUACUUGGUCUGAUUUCACAAAUAAUCAAGAUUCAAUUGUUAGCUGAUCUCAAUCUGAAGAAAACUCCUCAACUUGUGGAAUUAGUGGAAGACGACAAGGAUGUGGAGGAGCUUAUCAGUUUACCACCUGAAAAGGUUUUACUGAAAUGGAUGAACUUCCACCUGAAGAAAGCUGGAUAUGAGAAACAAGUUACCAACUUCUCUUCUGACGUAAAGGAUGGAGAGGCUUAUGCUUACUUGCUUAAUGCUCUUGCCCCAGAAGUUGCAGGCCCAGCCCUAGCCACAAGUGAUCCAACAGAACGGGCAAGCAUGGUUCUUGAGCAGGCAGAGAAAUUAGAUUGCAAGAGAUACCUCACUCCAAAGGACAUAGUGGAGGGGUCACCUAAUCUUAAUCUUGCAUUUGUUGCUCAAAUUUUCCAGCAUAGGAAUGGCCUUACAGUUGACAGCAAGAAAAUGUGCUUUGCUGAGAUGAUGACUGAUGAUGUUCAGACAUCUCGGGAAGAAAGAUGCUUCAGACUGUGGAUUAACAGUCUUGGAAUUGCCACUUAUGUCAAUAAUGUUUUUGAGGAUGUCAGAAAUGGAUGGGUUCUAUUAGAAGUUCUUGAUAAGGUUUCAGCUGGAUCUGUCAAUUGGAAGCUGGCAACAAAGCCCCCUAUAAAGAUGCCGUUUCGAAAAGUUGAGAACUGCAACCAAGUUAUAAAGAUUGGGAAGGACCUCAACUUUUCCUUGGUAAAUGUUGCUGGUAAUGAUAUUGUACAAGGAAAUAAGAAGCUCUUGUUGGCAUUUUUGUGGCAGCUGAUGAGGUUUACUAUGCUUCAACUUCUGAAAAACUUGAGAUCACACUCCCAAGGUAAAGAGAUUACUGAUGCUGAUAUUCUGAACUGGGCAAACAAUAAAGUGAAGAGAGCAGGAAGAACUUCCCAAAUGGAGAGUUUCAAGGAUAAGAAUCUUUCUAAUGGCGUUUUCUUCCUUGAGCUUUUGAGUUCUGUGGAGCCAAGGGUCGUCAAUUGGAGUCUCGUUACUAAAGGGGAGACUGAUGAAGAUAAGAAGCUGAAUGCAACAUAUAUAAUCAGUGUUGCCCGAAAACUAGGGUGUUCCAUUUUCCUGUUACCUGAGGACAUAAUAGAGGUCAACCAGAAGAUGAUACUUAUUUUAACUGCUAGCAUCAUGUAUUGGAGCCUGCAGAAACCUGAAGAACAUGUCACCUCUGAAGCAUCGCCUGUAUCUGCAGUAGAAGGUGAAAACGAAGCAGAGGUAAUUAACGACGAGGUAGCCAAUUUGACCAUUGAUGAUACUGCUUCCGAGAAUGCCAGCUCUUCUUAAGUCGGUAAUGUGGAAAUCUCUGCUGACAUUAAAAAGCAUGCAGCCUGUUAAAGGUUGAAAUAAUCUACUCCCAACAGAGAAUGAAUAUGGGCAAAAGAACUAAUUUUGUUUUAUAGAACAAAAGAUGCCAACCUCUUGGUUCCCGGUUAGAAAGGAAGCUUAUUUUUUAUGAAAAACCACAGAUGAUAGAAGGAUCUGUAAAUUCUUCAUUUAGAAUUUUUUUGUACUUAGGCAUAUUCUUUGAUGAAAAUUGCAUACAAAUUUUCCCAAUAAUAAUAUGGGAGGAAGGCGUUGUUUUAUUUUCGUCUCAUUGCCAAGAUUACUCUUAGUGCGUGCAUGAUACGGGUUGAACUGGAUGAACAGAACUCGUGAUUAUCAUGCACUUCAGUUUAGAAUGUAUCUUCUAUUUCAGGUCUUGGAUUCAGAUAUAAUACAGUCCUGCUAUGAUAAUUGGAGACGAUUUCCUCUU
Messenger RNA from Abrus precatorius (Indian licorice), 2680 nucleotides. RefSeq names its product fimbrin-5. The record is from RefSeq and is a predicted model, not a curated record. Gene Ontology annotation, molecular function: actin filament binding. The transcript is spliced from 15 exons. Gene Ontology annotation, cellular component: cytoplasm; actin filament; actin filament bundle. The coding region runs from base 211 to 2211 and encodes 666 amino acids. Gene Ontology annotation, biological process: actin filament bundle assembly; actin filament network formation. Lineage: Eukaryota; Viridiplantae; Streptophyta; Magnoliopsida; Fabales; Fabaceae.